Messenger RNA from Diospyros lotus (date-plum), 1501 nucleotides. RefSeq lists its product as uncharacterized. The transcript has 6 exons. Lineage: Eukaryota; Viridiplantae; Streptophyta; Magnoliopsida; Ericales; Ebenaceae. The record is from RefSeq and is a predicted model, not a curated record. Bases 17 to 1501 code for a protein of 494 amino acids.
CAUUGCAAAAGAAUGUAUGACACUUUGCUCAAGAUACUUCACUAACAUUGAGACAAAGUUCAAUCGCCUUAAUCGAAAUCAUGAUGCUGGAAGUCAAGAACACAAAAGUGAUUUAUUAAUAUUUUCACAACUUGGACGUGCAUUGGGAUCUGGCAUGACUCGGGAUCUUCACAUGGAUGAGUGGGAACAAGCUCAUCUUUUUGUUCUAAAGAAUUGUGAUGCAGUUCAACCUUUUUUAGAGGAGUAUUUGCAACUCCAAGCUAGAGCAGCAUUACAAAUGUCCAAUAAGGAAAGUGAUAGAAGGUUUAUUAAUUGGUUUAAAAUUAGAGUUGCAGCGCUACAUAAACAUGACAAUCAUAAAAUUACAGAGGAAUUGCUCUCUUUGUCACGUGGUCCCUCCCAAUCAGUUUGUUGCUUCAAUGGUUAUGUUGUGAAUGGGUAUAGGUUUCGUGUAGAAUGUCAUGACAAAGGAUUUAGAACACAAAAUUGUGGGGUGGUUGUGAGUGGUGACAUUGGGUCUGAAAUGGGAAAUAUAGAUUACUAUGGAAUCUUAACUGAGAUUAUUGAGUUGCAGUAUCUUGGUGGUAGAAGGGUGGUACUGUUUCGUUGUAAAUGGUUUGAUGUGCAUGAUAAGAAAAAGGGGGCCAAAGUAGAUGAGUAUGGUUUCACCACUAUAAAUUGUGAUCGCUUGUUAAAGACAAAUAAGCCAUUUGUCUUGUCAUACCAAGCAUUCCAAGUGUUUUAUGCCAUUGACACUAUCAACAAAGGUUGGCAGGUUGUUGUGAAAACACAACCACGUGAUUCUUAUGACUUGCCUUUACAAAUAGAUGACAUUUGUGAUGAAAUGGAUAAUGUUAGUGAAGCAUAUCAACAAGGGGAAUCAUUCAAUUAUAAAGAGGCAAAUCCCAUUUCAACUACAAUAGACAAUGAAAUCAAUUGGGCAAGGGAAAAUGUGGAGCCAAUGGCCGUUGAAGUGGCAACUAAAAGAAAGAAAAGAAAAAGAAGAUGUGAACUCACAUCCCAUCGUCUUUUUGUUCACUUUGGUGAACUACAUUAUAUAGACAAUGACUUCCAACAAGAUUGUAGCUCCUUCAUUGACAUUUUAAGUAUAUGUGGAAAAUUCUUGGACAUAUACUCAGUUGGUGUCUAUGGGGAUGGGAAGCAACUAAAUGGGGAUGCUGAUGUCUAUGCUAUGUUUAAUGACCACAAAGGUAUAAGUGACAUCCAUGUCUAUGUUGAGGAAGAUAGAGAAUUGGAUGUUGUCCCUUUUAGAUUGCCACAUGAUUAUGCAAGUCCUGAACCUCCAAAGGCAACAAAUUUGAAGAUACAAGGUGAUCUCAAGGUAAAUAAUAAAAUAAUCAUUACUGGCACUGUUAUUGGAGGGGCUGAAGUUGCUAGUGUAGUUCAGUGGUAUAAAACCACUACUACACAAUUAGAUAUUCAGGAUGGUCUUGAAGAGAUCAGCAUGUCUAGCACUAAAAAGGCAUAUUUUGACUUGUAA